Molecule: messenger RNA, 1491 nt
Organism: Enhydra lutris kenyoni (northern sea otter)
Lineage: Eukaryota; Metazoa; Chordata; Mammalia; Carnivora; Mustelidae
Product: RNA-binding motif, single-stranded-interacting protein 1-like
Cellular component (GO): nucleus; cytosol; ribonucleoprotein complex
Molecular function (GO): poly(U) RNA binding; mRNA 3'-UTR binding; poly(A) binding
Source: RefSeq, a predicted model, not a curated record
AUGAUCUUCCCCAGCAGCAGCGGCAACCCCGGCGGCAGCAGCAACUGCAGGAUGCCCUCUCGCAAGCAGCAGUCUCUGGUCCCAGCGCACCCCAUGGCCCCUCCCAGCCCCAGCACCACCAGCAGUAAUAACAACAGCAGUAGCAGUAGCAACUCAGGAUGGGACCAGCUGAGCAAAACGAACCUCUGUAUCCGAGGGCUGCCUCCCAACAGCACAGACCAGGACCUGGUGAAGCUGUGUCAGCCAUAUGGGAAGAUCGUCUCCACGCAGGCAAUUUUGGAUAAGACAACAAACAAAUGCAAAGGUUAUGGUUUUGUCGACUUUGACAGUCCUGCAGCAGCCCAGAAAGCUGUGUCUGCCUUGAAGGCUAGUGGGGUUCAAGCUCAAAUGGCAAAGCAACAGGAACAAGAUCCUACUAACCUAUACAUUUCUAAUCUGCCACUGUCCAUGGAUGAGCAAGAACUUGAAAAUAUGCUCAAACCAUUUGGACAGGUUGUUUCUACAAGGUUACCAGGGGAUUCCAGUGGCACAAGUUGAGGUGUUGGCUUUGCUGGGAUGGAAUCAACAGAGAAGUGUGAAGCCGUCAUUGGUCAUUUUAAUGGAAAAUUCAUUAAGACACCACCUGGAGUUUCUGCUCCUCCAGAACCUUUGUUGUGUAAGUUUGCGGACAGAGGACAGAAGAAGAGGCAGAACCCAAACAAAUACAUCCCUAAUGGAAGACCAUGGCAUCCAGGAGGAGAGGCUGGAAUGACACUUACUUAUGACCCAACCACAGCUGCUCUACAGAACGGAUUUUAUCCUUCACCAUACAGUAUUGCUACAAACCGAAUGAUCACUCAAACUUCUCUUACACCCUCUAUUGCAUCUCCUGUAUCUGCCUACCAGGUGCAAAGUCCUUCUUGGAUGCAACCUCAACCCUAUAUCCUACAGCACCCCGGGGCCGUGUUAACUCCCUCGAUGGAGCACACCAUGUCACUACAGCCCGCGUCUAUGAUCAGCCCUCUGGCCCAGCAGAUGAGUCAUCUGUCACUAGGCAGCACCGGAACAUACAUGCCUGCGACAUCAGCUGUGCAAGGGGCUUAUUUGCCACAGUACACACACGUGCAGACGACAGCCGUUCCCGUUGAGGAAGCAGGUGGACAGCAGCAGGUGGCUGUCGAGACGUCUAAUGCCCAUUCACCAUAUUCCUUUCAACCUAGUAAGGAACUGUGAGAUGUACAGAAGGGCGUUCUUACAUGAAGAAGGGUGUGAAGGCUGAACAAUCAUGGAUUUUUCUGAUCAGUUGUGCUUUAGGAAAUUAUUGACAGUUUUGCACAGGUUCUUGAAAACGUUAUUUAUAAUGAAAUCAACUAAAACUAUUUUUGCUCUAAGUUCUGUAAGGUGCAUAAAACCCUUAAAUUCGUCUAGUAGCUGUUUCCCUGAACAGGUUUAUUUUAUUAAAAAAAAAAACAAACAAACACACAGAAAAAAGAUUUUUUUCAAAUGUUACAA